This is a messenger RNA of Salvelinus fontinalis (brook trout), 2477 nucleotides long. RefSeq names its product platelet-activating factor acetylhydrolase-like. NCBI's taxonomy places the organism in Eukaryota, Metazoa, Chordata, Actinopteri, Salmoniformes, Salmonidae. The record is from RefSeq and is a predicted model, not a curated record. Gene Ontology annotation, molecular function: 1-alkyl-2-acetylglycerophosphocholine esterase activity. Bases 18 to 1397 code for a protein of 459 amino acids. The transcript has 11 exons.
GCUUGGCUCUGCCCACUAUGACUCAUUUGUUCACAUUGGAAACGACAGGCUGUGGCCUGUCUUGGUUUACUUAUAAAAUAUUUGACUUCAUUGUCCCAACCAAUGUUCCCGAUUUGUUCCCAACGAAAAACUGCUGCAACGAUCUGAGGUGCAAGUUGAGUCUAUUCGCAGGAAUGGGAAAUUCAAACUCCUGUAGUAACAAUCUAGGGAUCCCCCCAGCAAAAGGGCCCAAUGCCGUGGGAUGUUCAGAUUUCAUGAUGGAUCACUCUGUAAAGGGUACCUUCUUUCGGCUAUACUAUCCAUGUGUAGCACACGAGGAUGCUGAAAAACCAGACUGGAUCCCAAGCAAAGAAUAUUUCUAUGGGCUUGCAGACUUCAUGAAUAUCAACAGAGGCCUGAGUGAACUGAUUUUUAAUUACCUCUUUGGAUCUUUUAAGAUACCUGCUGCCAUGAAUGCCCCAUAUAAACAGAAUGGGAAGUGUCCAGUAGUUGUCUUCUCUCAUGGACUUGGAGCUUUCAGAACUUUAUAUUCAGCCAUAUGCGCAGAACUGGCCUCACAGGGCUUCAUAGUAGCAGCAGUGGAACACAGGGAUGAAUCUGCCGCUGCCACAUUCUUCUACCAUGGAAAGACUGAAGAGCCCGAGGAGAAACAAGAGGAGUCUCCGCCACUUAAACCCAAACCUGAGGCCCCAGAGAACCUGGUAGAGGAAUGGAUGUACUACAGAGCUCUGAAACCAGGCGAGAUUGAAUUCCCCCUCAGGAAUAAACAGGUGAAACAGAGAGCCGAUGAAUGCAUAAAGGCUUUGGAUAUACUCAUCCAAAUCAACUCGGGCAAGAAGGUGGAGAACGUGCUUGGGACAGAGUUUGACUGGAUGACUUUGGCGAACUCUAUGGACUUGUGCCGGAUAGCAGUGAUGGGCCAUUCUUUCGGUGGAGCAACAGUGAUCGAAGCACUCAGUAAAGAGAUGAACUUCAAGUGUGGCAUUGCCCUGGACGCGUGGAUGUUACCCCUGGACGAGGAGAUCUACGCCAGGGUAAAGCAGCCCAUCUUCUUCAUCAACUCUGAGAAGUUCCAGUGGGCCGGGAACAUCAUGCAAAUGAGGAAACUGGUCCCACCUGGCUCCUCCUCCACACAGAGGAAAAUGGUCACCAUUAAGGGAACGGUUCACCAGAGCUUCCCAGACUUCACCUUCCUGACAGGCAAUUGGAUCGGGAAGAUCCUGAAGCUGAAAGGAGAAAUCAACCCUCAGGUUGCCAUCGAUCUCUGUAAUAAAGCAUCGCUAGCAUUCCUGCAGCGACAUCUAGGUAUGGAUAAAGACUUCAAUCAAUGGGACCAUCUAAUAGAGGGCAAGGACAGCAACCUCAUUCCAGGCACCAAUGUCAAAGAACUACCUUAGUUCAAUUCCAUCUAAACUAUGCACUUUACACAGAGGGAUGUUUGAUUUCCAGACAAUACCACUAGCUGAACUCAAGGAGACAGUAUUUGUUGCACUGAGCUUUGAAAUUGUUUAAUCAUAGACAUAAUGUAAAGUAGAUGCAAAGCAAUUUCUACUACAGGCUAUCUUUACAAGUAGCUAAUUAUGAUUGCUUGGCGAGGGUGCAUUUCUCCAACUAUUGAGAAACUGCUUUUUUGGUUUCAUAGUAUCUAUAUAGAGCAGCUAAGAACACAAUCUGCUGUACUCAGUAUAUUUUACAUGAACAAAGUUAUGGUUGCAGUGUGCUAUGUGAUUAUACACCUGUAUGGGAUAUUAUUCAAGAGUACGGUUUAGAAAUUGUUUGGGAUCAAGGAGUCUUAAUAUAGUUUCAAGAUUCCAUUUUAUAACCCCUAGAUGGUUAAUGUGAUUACGACUUUGAUUUAUUAUUUGGUGUUUAUUUAGCAUGAUUGCACAGAGUACAGAUUGAGAUCAUGUAGCGUAGAUACAACAAGAAUCGACUAAAUUGGUUACACUUAGCUCACAAAGGAUGAGACGUUUCUUGAUUCCUUUGAAUCAGAUCCAUAAAUGUGUCGAGUGCCUUAGCCUACAGCAGCCUACCCGUGUCCUUCCACCUGGGUUGUAUUUGUUAGUCGCCAAACGGGAAACUCACUAACACAACCUGAACUUGCCAAUGAGAAACCUCUCCUUUUCCGUUUUCUGUUGCAAAACUUUCAGUAGUGUGCCCUAAUGCAGUUUCUCAACUCCUCGGGUUACCCCCGACAGCACAUAUUAUUGUUGUAGCCCCAGACAAACUGAUUCUACUCAGAGGGCUUGAUGAUUAGUUGACAAGUUGAAUCGCGUGUGCUUGUCUGGGCCUCAACAAUGUGUGCUUUUUGAGGUAUUGGAGGACUGGAGUUGGGAAACACUGCCCUAAUAAAUACAACCCUGGAACACUCAAAUGUAACAGCUUAUUUUCUAUCCUUCAUUUCCAUGCUUUUCAUUUUUACACUACUGUAAUCCAAUGCAUCUAAUUUGUAUGCAACUAUAAAUGGAUACUGUGAA